Messenger RNA from Sebastes umbrosus (honeycomb rockfish), 865 nucleotides. Its product is annotated as C-C motif chemokine 5-like. Gene Ontology annotation, molecular function: chemokine activity; CCR chemokine receptor binding. Lineage: Eukaryota; Metazoa; Chordata; Actinopteri; Perciformes; Sebastidae. Gene Ontology annotation, biological process: positive regulation of ERK1 and ERK2 cascade; immune response; chemokine-mediated signaling pathway. Bases 183 to 491 code for a protein of 102 amino acids. The record is from RefSeq and is a predicted model, not a curated record. The transcript has 3 exons. Gene Ontology annotation, cellular component: extracellular region.
GAAGAAGAGGAAACAACCGUCUGUUUUCUGAGAACACAACGCACUAUGAAUCAGAGGAAAGCGUUCAGAGUAUGGAGGCAUGAGCUGUAUAAAAAGGGAGGACGGAGCAGGUUUCUAACACAGAUCAAACCUGGAAGAUUAAAGGCUUUUCAUCCAAACAGAAGCUCCUCUGUCUCUGAACCAUGAAGACUGCGGUGACUCUCGUACUUCUGAUCUGCUUCCUGCAUGACAGCUGCACCGGUCCGGUGGCACAAUCAGCAGUAAACUCUAAAUGCUGUCCAGGCCACACACGGAAACAUAUUCCUCAGGCACAUGUGAGACACGUUGGGAUGACUGGGAGCAACUGUGCAUCCAGAGCAAUUGUAUUCACAACCGUGUGUAACCUGGCUCAUUGUAUUGAUCCAGAUUGGGACUGGGCCAAGAAUCAGUUGAAGAAAUUCAACGAGUCAUCGGGUCCGCCUUUCAAUACCAAACGGUGUGCUAGAAACUGAGGUUUUAAAAAUGUGAGAAAGCUGUUCCUUUAAAUACAUGUUCUCUACGUACACGCCUGUCACCGACCUUCAACUGAUUAAUUAAUCAUGAUUAUACAGAAGAUUACCUGCAGAUUAAAACUGCUGCCUUUAACUGACAUCGUUGGAAAGUUUAAUGUUAAAUUUAGUUUAAAACACAUCUUAAUAAUGUCUUCUUAUAUAUCAAACACAGCAGCCAGAGUGUCCUCUGAGUGGUACCACUGCACAUGAAUGAAAUCUGUAUGCAUGUAUGUCUGAUACUUGUGUCCUAGUUAUUGGAGAAUAUUUAAAAUGUAUUUUUUUAUUAUUGUUACAAAAGGUCCAGCCGCUUUCUGAAUAAAAGCUUUAUUUUUGUA